Molecule: messenger RNA, 2111 nt
Organism: Podarcis raffonei (Aeolian wall lizard)
Lineage: Eukaryota; Metazoa; Chordata; Lepidosauria; Squamata; Lacertidae
Product: solute carrier family 22 member 13-like
Exons: 10
Coding region: 52-1683 (543 amino acids)
Biological process (GO): transmembrane transport
Cellular component (GO): membrane
Molecular function (GO): transmembrane transporter activity
Source: RefSeq, a predicted model, not a curated record
UUCAGUCCCCAGAUGUGAGAACGAUACAGACUGGCUGCCAAAGAUCCCAGAAUGAUCAGAUUUGGAGACAUCUUGAAGGUGAUCGGAGAAUUCGGGAGGUUUCAGAAAUGGCUGGUGCUGCUGAUCUGCAUCCCCAAUUUCCUGACUCCCUUUCACAUGUUCGGACAAGUCUUCAUUGUCAUGGACGUGCCUCACCACUGCAACACGAACUGGAUCCUUAAUAUUACCCAAAACCUGACCCAAGAGCAGCAGCUGAACUUGACCGUUCCCAGGAAACCAGAUGGCUCUUUUGAGGAAUGCUCCAUGUUUACUCCUGUGGAAGGCGAUAUCGAUUCAAUCAUAAAAGACGGACGAAAUUCCACGGAAGCCUGCCGAGAUGGCUGGGUGUAUCCCACAGAUCCAAAGCCGUCGUUGCUGACAGAGUUCAACUUGGUCUGCGACCGAAAGGACUUAAAAGACAUCUCUCAAUCCAUUUACAUGUCAGGUCUUCUUGUGGGAGCUUUGGUCUUUGGCCCACUGAGCGACUGGAUCGGAAGUCAACGGAUGAUCUUGCUCACCCUUCUCCUCAUGGGCGCCUUUGGUGUCGGGGCAGGCUUUGCGCCAAAUUUCUACCUCUACAUCGCCUUGAGAUUCAUCGUGGGCGCUGCUUUUGCCGGGAUCAGUAUCAGCAUGGCAGCGUUAACUUCAGAGUGGGUCGGGCCUUCCUAUCGCCCGCUUGCGAUGAUCAUCAGCCACUGCAGCAACGCUCUUGGGCAGAUGGCCUUGGCUGGCUUGGCGUACGCCAUUCGUGACUGGAGACUCUACCAGAUUGCUGGCUCUGCUCCAGCAUUCGCCCUCUUUUUUUACAUUUGGGUUCUUCCCAAGUCUGCGCGAUGGCUUGCGACAAAAGGGAAGGUCGAGGAAGCCAAAAAGGAGCUUCGAAAAGCCGCUUCCAUUAACAAACGAACCGUCUCAGAAGAACUACUCAACCAGCUCACUCCAGAAGAGAAGGUGAAAUCUGGGAAUAUCCUGGAUAUUUUCAAGAAGCCACAUCUAAGGAUUUUGACUUUAAUCAUGGUCAUAGUCUGGUUUGCAGACAGUCUUGUGUAUUACGGAGUGAGCCUUCAUGUGGGGGAUUUUGGCUUGGACAUCUACAUGACCCAGCUUGUGUUUGGAGCUGUGGAAAUACCAUCUCGAGCCUCCUGCAUCUUCCUCCUCCAGUGGAUGGGAAGGAAAAAAUGCCAGGCUGCUUGGCUCCUCCUGAGCGGAGUCGUGUGUUUGCUCAUCCCUGCUAUUCCAAAAGACUUCCCUGUGAUCGUGACGGUCCUGGCUGUUAUUGGCAAGUCUGCGUUGGCCGCCUCCUUUUCAACCACCUAUGUGUUUUCUGCAGAAGUCUUUCCCACUGUUGUCAGGCAAAGCAGUUUAGGCUUGUGCUCCAUGGCUGCCAGAAUAGGGGGCAUCCUUGCUCCGCUUGUGGGUCUCCUGGACAAGUUCCACCCUGCGAUUCCCAUGGUGAUCUUUGGGGGCAUAGCACUGGCCGCGGGAAUCCUCUGCUUCUUCCUUCCUGAGACACGGAACCAAGAUCUCCAGGAUGACACCGGCAAAUCCCCAGCCAGUCAGAGGUCCAAAAACGCUCUUGGGGAAAAACCCGCGCAGAAAGAAGCUGGCGAAACGAAAGAACAUACCAACAGCACAUACCUCUAGCAGAAACAUCACAUCUCCUUGCAGUCCAAAGAAAUAGUGGGACAUCUGUGGAAGAUUUUAGCAGGCAAAUGAUGUGGGCAUAUCUCUCGAUUGUUCACCCGCCGUUCUCAGGUUGCCUAGGAAAACAUGCAGCCCUGCAAGUCCCAAUGAUCCAGAUAUGCACCUAGGCAACGCAGGUCCCGUGCCCCUUUAAAACAGCCUCCCAGUCACACCAGUCAGGAUUGCCAUUCCUUUUCAUCCAGCAGGGAUGAGGAACCAGUCGCCCUCUGGAUAUUAUUGGACUUCGAUUCCCAUCAUCCCUGCCAAGGGUCAUACUGGCUGAGGCUGAUGGGAAAUGAAGUCCAGCAAUCUCUGGAGAGGCACAGAUUCCCCAUCCCUGUUAAGUAAAGUCUCUUUUUCUGACUGGUUCAGGCUGGUAUAUUUCAUGU